AGACGUUAUAUACUGGAGCCUGCUCACCCUGGUCAGCCUAGCUGUCUGACUUACCAGUCAACAUGAAGGUUCUCAUUAUUCUGGGGCUUGUUCUCCUUUCUGUCGUGGUCCACGGCAAGGUCUUCGAAAGGUGUGAGUUGGCCAGAACUCUGAAAAGGCUUGGAAUGGAUGGCUACAGGGGAAUCAGCCUAGCAAACUGGAUGUGUUUGGCCAAAUGGGAAAGUGAUUAUAAUACACGUGCUACAAACUACAAUCCUGGAGACCAAAGCACUGAUUAUGGGAUAUUUCAGAUCAAUAGCCGCUAUUGGUGUAAUAACGGCAGAACCCCAGGAGCAGUUAAUGCCUGUCAUAUAUCCUGCAAUGCUUUGCUGCAAGAUGACAUCACUGAAGCUGUGGCCUGUGCAAAGAGGGUUGUCCGUGAUCCACAAGGCAUUAGAGCAUGGGUGGCAUGGAAAGCUCACUGUCAAAACAGAGAUGUCAGUCAGUAUGUUCAAGGUUGUGGAGUAUAACUGCAGAAUUUUCCUUCUUCAGCUCAUUUUUGUCUCUUUCCCACAUUAAGGGAGUAGUAAUUAAGUGAAAGGUCACACUACCAUUAUUUCCCCUUCAAACAAAUAAUAAUCUUACAGAAGCAGGAGCAAAAUAUGGCCUUUCUUCUAAGAGACGUAAUGUUCACUAAUGUGGUUAUUAUUUUAUAUUAAGACUACAGCAUUUUUCAGUUUGCAAGCAGAGCUUAUACUGGUGAAAAUGUAUCUAAAACCUUGGUUGUCAAACACAUCUCCAGUACAUUGUUUUUAUCAAGAAAUAACCCAGACUUAAUCUCAAGUGAUACAAGUAUACUCAGUGUUAAGUAAAAUAUAACAAAAGGUUAUCUUAAAUUAAUCUUAGGCAAAAUACCAGCUGUAUAGGCAUCUGUUCAGUCAUCUCCAAAAACAGUAAAAAUAACCACUUUUUGUUGGGCAAUAUGAAAUUUUUAAAGGGGUAGGUGGAAUACCAAAUGCUAGAAACAGAAUGCAUGAAUUGAGAAUUUUGUUUUCAUAAAGUGUGUUCCUUUCUAAAUUUCUGUCCCUUAAUUUGAUUAAUUUCAUUCAUGUAUUAUGAUUAAAUCUGAGGCAGGUGAGCUUACAAGUAUUGAAAUAGUUACUAAUUAAUCACAAAUGUGAAAUUAUGCAUGAUGUAAAAAAUACAAACAUUCUCAUUAAAGGCUUUGCAACACA
Molecule: messenger RNA, 1214 nt
Organism: Cebus imitator (Panamanian white-faced capuchin)
Lineage: Eukaryota; Metazoa; Chordata; Mammalia; Primates; Cebidae
Gene: LYZ
Product: lysozyme
Exons: 4
Coding region: 63-509 (148 amino acids)
Biological process (GO): defense response to Gram-positive bacterium; defense response to Gram-negative bacterium
Molecular function (GO): lysozyme activity
Source: RefSeq, a predicted model, not a curated record